This is a messenger RNA of Callorhinchus milii (elephant shark), 2178 nucleotides long. RefSeq names its product ATP-dependent Clp protease ATP-binding subunit clpX-like, mitochondrial. Gene Ontology annotation, molecular function: ATP binding; ATP hydrolysis activity. The record is from RefSeq and is a predicted model, not a curated record. NCBI's taxonomy places the organism in Eukaryota, Metazoa, Chordata, Chondrichthyes, Chimaeriformes, Callorhinchidae. Gene Ontology annotation, biological process: proteolysis; protein catabolic process. Gene Ontology annotation, cellular component: mitochondrial matrix.
AUGCCAACAGCAGAAGAUGGUAUUCGGAGUCAUUCCACUGAGGAUGACAGACUAUUACGAAGACUGUUUAGAUCUUUUGUUCCAUGGAUCUCUGUUGAUUUUACAACCUACAAGUUUUUGCUGCCAACUGUACAACUUCUGGCCAAAGGAACAUCUUGUGAACUUUUCCACAAGACAACACAUAGCUCACUAAGAUGUUUUUCAGUAACCCCUGGAUUUGCCAAAAAAAAUGGAGAUCAUUCAGUGGAUAAGGAAAAGCCUGGUCAUAAGAACGGAAUAAAGAUAACACCUGGAAACUCAACAAAGUUCUUAGGAAAAAGCCAUGAUCAGUUCUAUUGUCCAAAAUGUGGAAGCCCAGGGCUACAUAUGGAGGCAUUUAUAUCCCCUACACCGUUUGUAAAAUGUAACAAAUGCCAACACUUCUUCUUAAUGGUGAGUCCAAGAAAAGAUUCCAUUAAGGGUUACAGAGAAGUGGAUCUAUGGCAUACAGCUGUCGAAAAAGAAUUGCAACUGAAACUACCAUCACCAAAACAAAUCCAUAAUUUUUUGGAUAAGUAUGUUAUUGACCAAACCUAUACAAAGAAGGUUCUCUCAGUGGCUGUUUACAAUCACUAUAAACGAAUUUACAACAAUGUGCCACCUGCAGUCACACAGGUCGAUGAGUUCUGUGGAAUCCAGCAGUCCACUACAUCUUCUAAAGAAAUGCUGCAGAUGGGAGGAAUGUAUCCCUUUACCAGCCAAGCCCACUUCUCUUCUACAGAACAAGAUGUAUUAAGUUUUCCAAAGGAUUUACACACUACAAGUGAUUCUGUUCAUCUAGACAAAAGCAACAUCCUCUUGCUUGGACCUACAGGCUCAGGAAAAACCUUGUUGGCCCAGACUUUGGCCAAGUGUUUGGACGUGCCGUUUGCUAUCUGUGACUGUACAUCAUUAACACAGGCAGGAUAUGUUGGUGAGGACAUAGAAUCAGUUAUUUCUAAACUGCUACAGGAUGCAAAUUACAAUAUUCCGAAAGCCCAGCAAGGAAUUGUAUUUCUGGAUGAAGUGGAUAAAAUUGGAGCAGUUCCUGGGAUACACCAACUUCGUGAUGUUGGAGGAGAAGGGGUGCAGCAAGGACUGUUGAAACUCUUGGAAGGAACCAUAGUAAACGUCCCGGAGCGAAGUUCGAGAAGGUAUCGUGUGGAUACAAUUCAAGUGGAUACCGCCAAUAUUCUUUUUGUGGCUUCAGGAGCGUUUAAUGGACUGGAGAAAGUAGUUAGCAGGAGGAAAAAUGAAAAGUACCUAGGAUUUGGCACAACAUCUGACAUGGGUAGUGGUCGUCGGGCUGUGGCAGCUGCUGGUUUGGCCCAUUCAUCUGGAGACAAUAUAGAUGAAGAAAUGAAAGAGAAAGACAGACUCCUGCGUAGUUUGGAGACCAAGGAUUUGAUUGAAUUUGGAAUGAUUCCAGAAUUUAUUGGAAGAUUUCCUGUGGUGCUUCCACUACAUAGCUUAAAUGAGGACAUGUUAGUGCGUAUUUUAAGUGAACCGCAAAAUGCACUGUUAACUCAGUACAAGAUGUUGUUUGCCAUGGAUAAGUGUGAUUUCACUGUUACUGAGGCAGCCCUGAGAGCUAUUGCACACAAAGCUAAUCAAAGGAAGACAGGGGCCAGAGGAUUGCGAUCAAUCUUGGAACAAUUGCUGCUAGAGCCUAUGUAUGAAGUCCCUCAUUCCAAUAUUAUUGGCGUUCAUAUAGAUAAGGAAGUUGUCAAUGGCAAAAAGGGACCAGAGUAUAUUCGGGCCCCAACAAAAGAGGGACAAUACAGUUCGGGCAGUCAGAAGCAGGGAUGGAUGAAAAGAGCUGACACCAUCAACAAUCACUUACUUGGUUCAGUGCCGGACAUCGGACUGACAGCAGAAGUGCUGCCAACCGCGCCGGGGCCAGAGCCAGGCCCAGAGCCAGGCCCAGGGCCAGAGCCAGGCCCGGCCCAGGGCCAGAGCCACAGCGGGGGCCAGAGCCAGAGCCAGGCCAGGGCCAGAGCCAGGGCCAGAGCCAGGCCCAGGGCCAGAGCCAGAACCAGAGCCAGGCCCGGCCCAGGGCCAGAACCAGAGCCAGGCCCGGCCCAGAACCAGAUCCAGGCCCGGCCCAGAGCCAGAGCCAGGCCCAGCGCAGCCUGUGAAGGGCAAGUGUCGUCAGGGUGA